UACAAUUACGGAUGGUUAGUGUGUGUGGAUCGUGUGGAUAAUAUUUUCUCGUGUUACGUACGUAACUUGUUUCUGUUAUUCCUAGGCCAUUUCCAUUGUGCUGGUUCCUCAGCGAUGGACGAUAUAUAACACGUUACAAUAUGAAACAGUAGAGGGAUUGUUAAAGUUGUUAUCGUAAAUGAAAUUGGUCUUCGCUUUGUUUAGAACAUUUACUGUGUGACGUUUGGUAAAAAGUGUUUGUAAAGAACAUUUACUGUUUGACGUUUUAGUAAAAGGUGUUUUAAAAAUGGCUGUACCCCCAGCAGCAUUGGUAAACAGGAAUAAGAAACAUUUUAUGGGAGUUCCAGCUCCUUUAGGUUAUGUUGCUGGCGUUGGACGAGGUGCAACUGGCUUCACAACUCGAUCUGAUAUUGGUCCUGCCAGAGAUGCAAACGACGUGUCCGAUGAUAGACAUGCACCACCAAGCAAACGCAAGAAAGGCCAUCAGAAGGAGGAGGAGGAAGAUGAUGAUGAAGAUCUAAACGAUUCCAACUACGAUGAGUUUUCAGGUUAUGGGGGAUCUUUGUUUAGUAAGGAUCCAUACGACAAGGAUGAUGAGGAAGCGGAUGCCAUCUACGAAGCCAUCGAUAAACGAAUGGAUGAAAAAAGGAAAGAAUACCGAGAAAAGAGACUGAAAGAGGAGUUGGAAAGAUAUCGACAGGAACGCCCCAAAAUCCAACAACAGUUUAGUGACUUGAAGCGAGGUUUGGUGUCGGUUACAGAAGAUGAAUGGCGUAACGUUCCCGAGGUGGGUGAUGCAAGGAAUCGUAAGCUGAGAAAUCCUCGUUCUGAAAAAUUCACCCCCCUGCCAGACUCGGUCCUGGCUCGUAAUCUAGGUGGAGAGACUGCUACUGCCAUCGACCCUGCUAGUGGACUUGCUAGUGCUUUUCCAUCUGGGACAGCUACAGGUAUGCUUACCCCUACUGGAGACCUGGACUUGUGUAAGAUUGGACAGGCACGUAACACAUUGAUGAACGUUAAGCUGAGUCAAGUGUCUGACUCUGUUGAAGGCCAGACAGUUGUGGAUCCAAAAGGUUACUUGACAGAUCUCCAGAGUAUGAUUCCUACAUAUGGUGGGGACAUAAAUGAUAUUAAAAAGGCCCGUUUACUUCUUAAGUCUGUACGUGAAACAAAUCCAAAUCAUCCACCUGCUUGGAUUGCCUCUGCCAGGCUGGAGGAGGUUACUGGGAAGGUACAGGCCGCUAGGAACCUUAUUAUGAAGGGCUGUGAGGUAAAUCCUAAGUCUGAGGACCUUUGGUUGGAGGCAGCUAGGUUGCAGCCACAUGACACUGCACGAGCAGUAAUUGCCCAAGCUGUACGGCACAUUCCGACAUCUGUCCGCAUCUGGAUUAAAGCUGCAGAUUUGGAGCAGGAGAUGAAGGCAAAGCGUCGGGUGUAUCGCAAGGCGCUAGAGCAUAUCCCCAACUCAGUUAGACUGUGGAAGGCAGCUGUGGAGCUUGAAGAUCCAGAAGAUGCCAGGAUUCUUCUCAGCAGAGCAGUAGAGUGUUGUCCCACUAGUGUGGACCUGUGGCUAGCCCUAGCCAGGCUUGAGACAUAUGAAAAUGCUCGUAAGGUUUUGAAUAAAGCCCGUGAGAACAUCCCAACAGAUCGUCAGAUUUGGACCACAGCAGCAAAGCUGGAGGAGGCAAAUGGUAACAAUCACAUGGUGGACAAGAUUAUUGAAAGGGCCAUAACAUCUCUGACUUCUAAUGGUGUGGAGAUUAAUCGCGAUCAUUGGUUCAAGGAAGCAGUUGAGGCUGAGAAGUCUGGUUCUGUGCACUGCUGCCAGGUGCUGGUCCGGGCCAUCAUUGGUCAAGGCGUGGAGGAGGAGGAUAGAAAGCAUACUUGGAUGGAGGAUGCUGAGGCAUGUGCGGCGCAGGGAGCGUAUGAAUGCGCACGGGCUGUAUAUGCCCAUGCACUGGCCACAUUCCCCAGUAAAAAAUCUAUUUGGUUGAGAGCAGCCUACUUUGAGAAGAAUCAUGGCACACGAGAAUCAUUGGAGGCACUGCUGCAGCGUGCUGUGGCCCACUGUCCCAAAUCUGAAGUGCUGUGGCUGAUGGGAGCCAAAUCCAAGUGGAUGGCAGGGGAUGUGCCAGCUGCUCGUGGCAUCCUCUCACUUGCAUUCCAGGCCAACCCUAAUUCAGAAGAAAUCUGGCUCGCUGCUGUCAAGUUGGAGUCUGAAAAUUCAGAGUAUGAACGAGCACGUCGUCUGCUAGCUAAGGCCCGCGCUUCUGCCCCAACACCAAGAGUAAUGAUGAAAUCUGCAAAACUGGAAUGGGCCCUAGACAAUCUGGAUCAGUCCCUCAUGUUACUGGAGGAAGCCAUAAAGGUGUUCCCUGAAUUUGCCAAGCUGUGGCUUAUGAAGGGGCAGAUAGAGGAGCAGCAAGGGAAGGUGGACAAGGCAUGGGAGACUUACAAUGCUGGCAUCAAGAAGUGCCCCACCUCAGUACCUCUCUGGAAGCUCUUGGCAUCCCUGGAGGAGCGGAGGGGUAUGCUGACGAAGGCACGGUCUGUUCUUGAGAAAGGGCGACUACGAAAUCCAAAAUGUGCACAGCUGUGGCUGGAAGCUAUUAGGUUUGAGUUUCGUGCUGGACUGCGAGACAUAGCAAACACUCUGAUGGCAAAGGCUCUUCAGGAAUGUCCCAAUGCCGGUAUCCUGUGGGCAGAAGCAAUAUUCCUUGAGUUACGACCGCAGCGCAAGACGAAGAGUGUGGAUGCUCUGAAAAAGUGUGAGCAUGACCCACACAUCCUUUUGGCUGUUUCAAAGUUAUUUUGGUGUGAGAGAAAAAUACAGAAAUGCAGGGAGUGGUUCAACAGAACAGUGAAAAUUGAGCCGGAUUUGGGAGAUGCAUGGGCCUAUUUUUACAAGUUUGAGCUGCUCAAUGGUUCUGAAGAGCAGCAGGAGGAGGUAAAGAAACGGUGUGUUGCUGCUGAGCCCCACCAUGGUGAACAUUGGUGUAAGGUGUCAAAGGACAUACGCAACUGGCGUCUCAAUUCAGACGAUAUCCUUGUGAUGGUGGCCAAAGACCUCCCAAUUCCAGUAUAAAGUGAGGCAUUUACAGCACGUCUGUGACAUCAUCGCAUGUCACGUUUGUUCUGGGUCCAUGCCUGUUGAUCUCUGGGACUACCACAAAG
Molecule: messenger RNA, 3174 nt
Organism: Cryptotermes secundus
Lineage: Eukaryota; Metazoa; Arthropoda; Insecta; Blattodea; Kalotermitidae
Gene: Prp6
Product: pre-mRNA-processing factor 6
Exons: 2
Coding region: 287-3085 (932 amino acids)
Biological process (GO): mRNA splicing, via spliceosome; spliceosomal tri-snRNP complex assembly
Cellular component (GO): U4/U6 x U5 tri-snRNP complex; catalytic step 2 spliceosome
Molecular function (GO): protein binding
Source: RefSeq, a predicted model, not a curated record